Messenger RNA from Lactuca sativa (garden lettuce), 2445 nucleotides. Its product is annotated as transcription initiation factor TFIID subunit 5. Gene Ontology annotation, molecular function: protein binding; RNA polymerase II general transcription initiation factor activity. Gene Ontology annotation, cellular component: transcription factor TFIID complex. The record is from RefSeq and is a predicted model, not a curated record. Gene Ontology annotation, biological process: transcription initiation at RNA polymerase II promoter. NCBI's taxonomy places the organism in Eukaryota, Viridiplantae, Streptophyta, Magnoliopsida, Asterales, Asteraceae.
AGACAGAAGGAGCCGAAGCCCAUCCUGCCUUCUAUCGAACAUCAGUGAUCGGACACACCAAAAGCAUUAAAGCAAACCGGCAGUCACCCUUCUCCGGCGUUCGGCGACCUCUCCGGCUCUCUCCUACCCUCCGGCGACCUUUCUCCUAUCCUCAUCUCGAAACAAUAAAAGAUAUACAAAGAAGACUGAGAUGGAUGAAGAAGUGUUGGAUAAAGCUGUAUAUUUGUAUUUAAAGAAAAAGGGAUUCACCCAAACUGAACAGAUUUUUCAACAAGAACAGCAGAACAAGAACAAGAACUCCAGCUCAUCUGUUACUGCUACCGAUGUUUCCCUUUCAGACCCAGAUCUUGCUAAACAAAUCCUUGUGUUUUCCCAGUCAGAAAGUAUCCCAACACUAUACCAUGAUGGAUACAGCAAGUUGAGGUCAUGGACUUAUAGCUCACUAGAUUUAUAUAAGCAUGAAUUGCUUCGUGUUCUCUACCCAGUAUUUAUCCACUGUUUCAUGGAUCUCAUAGCAAAAGGCCAUCUUCAAGAAGCUCGAGCAUUCUUCAAUACCUUUCGUGAAGAUCAUGAGAUGAUGCAUUCACGUGAUCUCACAAAAUUAGAAGGUGUUCUUUCCCCAUCUCAUUUAGAGGAAAUGGAGUUUGCUCACACUCUAAGGCAGAGCAAAGUGAAUAUAAAGAUAUGCCAGUAUUCUUAUGAUCUUCUUCUGCAAUAUCUACACAAGACACAAUCCAUUACAAUGCUUGGUAUUAUCAAUGAGCAUAUUGACUUCCAAGUUUCUCCUGGACAACCUAGCUCAAUUUCUGAUGAUGCUGAAGCCUUUUCACUUGUUGGAAGUGGACAAGAUGCUGCUAAUUUAAUAAAUCAGAAAGAAAUACAUUGGGGGGUUAGUAAAUUGCUUGAAGAUUGUUUAGAAGAUCGGCUUGAUAAAGCAGGUGGGUUGCUCUCAGAUUCAGAAAAGACAGAAGGAGAAGGCAAAGAAGGAGAGUUAGAUGAGAAUAAGAAAAAAUCAGCAGAUGGUGGAAAGCAAGGUGGGCCCCUCAAGAAGCUAAAGAAGGACAAGGUUGUUGGUGGGGCAGGGAAAGCUGCCCGAGGGGAGGGUGACAAGUCAACUGCUGCCCCACGAGUCAAACCCGAGCUUACUUUGCCAACAAUAUCAACAGAUGUAGAACAUUCUAUUCUUGAAGACCUUAGAAACCGUGUACAAUUAAACAAUUCCACACUUCCUUCAGUUAGUUUCUACACAUUCAUUAAUACACAUAACGGAUUAAAUUGUUCAUCAAUAUCCCAUGAUGGAUCAUUAGUAGCUGGAGGAUUCUCAGAUUCAUCACUCAAGGUGUGGGACAUGGCAAAACUUGGGCGUAUGGGGAGUUCUGGUGAAAAUGAUUCGGAUGGAUCAAAUGGUGGAAAAAGGUCUUACACUUUGUAUCAGGGGCAUUCUGGUCCGGUUUAUUCAGCUUCAUUUAGUCCUUUUGGGGAUUUUCUUUUAUCAUCAUCGUCAGAUUCAACAAUUCGAUUAUGGAGCACAAAGUUGAAUGCAAAUGUUGUGUGCUACAAGGGUCAUAAUUACCCUGUAUGGGAUGUUCAGGUAGAAUUUGAAUGGAAUAAUAUUAAAUUAAAUUUAUGUGGUAAUUAUUUUACUCAAUUAUUGUAUAUGCAGUUUAGUCCACUUGGACACUAUUUUGCAAGUGCAUCUCAUGAUAGAACAGCUAGGAUUUGGUCAAUGGAUAGAAUUCAGCCUCUAAGAAUACUUGCAGGACACUUAUCUGAUGUUGAUUGUGUAGAAUGGCAUAUGAACUGCAAUUAUGUUGCAACGGGAUCAAGUGACAAAACAGUUCGUUUAUGGGAUGUACAAAGUGGUGAAUGCAUACGGAUUUUCAUUGGUCAUAGGAGUAUGAUAUUAUCAUUAGCCAUGUCACCUGAUGGUAGAUACAUGGCAUCUGGUGAUGAAGAUGGAAGUAUAAUGAUGUGGGAUGUUUCCAAUGGUCGAUGUGUCACUCCUCUUGUGGGCCAUACUUCAUGUGUCUGGUCUCUUGCUUUCAGUUGUGAGGGAUCCCUUCUUGCAUCUGGUUCCGCUGAUUCAACUGUUAAAUUAUGGGACGUUAACACAAGUGCAAAAACGCCGAAAAAUGAAGACAAUAAAAGUGGAAAUACAAAUAGACUGAGAUCACUCAAGACUCUACCUACCAAAUCCACCCCUGUUUAUGCUUUACGGUUUUCGCGAAGGAAUCUUCUUUUUGCUGCUGGGGCUCUUUCUACAAAUGUGUAAAAUCGGCAUAUGUAGUUGUGUUCUUUCUACAAAUGUGUAAAAGGACGGGGUGGGGCAUGUUUUUUUGUUGCUUUUAUGUAGUUGUGUUCACUUAUUUUUAUCUUGUAGUUUAUUUAGUUGAAUCAUUUGAAUAUCUAGUGAAGCAAAUGCAGUUAAUUUUGUUUUUGUUUUUA